UUGAUUAUGGCGGCUCGCUUUGGAAAUUUGUUACAUAGCUACUGCCAAAAGCUUUAAAUUGCCUUCCGGAUGCACCUCAAAAUCAGCUUCAUUCUUUGUGUUUUCUAAUUUCUAGCUCACUCUAUUCAGCCAUGGAAGUACGGAGGUAAGUUAAGUUCCCUUUUGGAAUUCAAGUUCUUCUGUACUUCUUGUUGGAGUUUAAGAGGCAUUUUUGUUGUUGUUCUUCUUCUUGCAUAACUGUGGUUGUGGAAUUUGGGUUUUAAGUAGCGAAAGAACAUGUAUUAUAAUUUUCUGUGGUAAAAGGAAUUGAACCCACUUGCCAUAUGUUCACCUUAACCAAACUCAAAUAAAGAUGGAAAGUGUAGAGGUGUUUUUGUUUCAGAAAACUGCCCUUUAUAGAUGUAAUAUGGCUGGAAAGCCUGCUGUUUUAACUCGUGUGGUAGACAGCACGACUAACAACUUGAGACCUACACGUCAGUAGCUACUUUUGUUGCCAAUGCUGUACUUGAUGGAGGUGAUGCAAUUCUUCUUGGGGCUGAGACAUCGUGGAUUACGUCCAGUAGAAACCGUUUCAACCGUUAGUAGAAUAUGUGCUGAGCAGAAUUGGGGUUCAAUAAAUCUGGUUACAGCUUCGGAGAAGUCAUUGGCAUGUAGUUCAGCAACAAAGGUAGUGGUACUUGUGGGUUCAAUGGCUUUUCUUUCAGAAUUCCUGAAUGUUACAAUAUUAUUGGUCACGAGGCCUUUCUUGUUUUUCAUGCGGACAUGCUCAUUUAUCUUGAAAACCUUUGUUGUUGUUGUUCAAACUUGGUUGGAGCUGUUGAAGACCUCGGUCAGUCUUCACUUGAACAUAUUUUGGACAACUUUGAUGUGGAUAAUCGCAAUUGUCUCUCUUCCUGGACGGUUUUUAGCUGCUUUACGGAGGGAAAGGUAG
Messenger RNA from Cucumis melo (muskmelon), 931 nucleotides. RefSeq lists its product as uncharacterized. The record is from RefSeq and is a predicted model, not a curated record. The coding region runs from base 497 to 931 and encodes 144 amino acids. The transcript is spliced from 4 exons. Lineage: Eukaryota; Viridiplantae; Streptophyta; Magnoliopsida; Cucurbitales; Cucurbitaceae.